AUGUUGAGAUUCCAUUUUUAAUAUUUAAGUAUAAUCCAUCAAAACACUACGUGCACUCAUUACUACUUGGUCCGUUGCAGUACUUACAAGAUAAGUCACAGGUUUAGCAAAUUAAAAGACUGUCACAAUAUGUUUGCAAAGGUUAACUUAAUGUACAACUAUUUUAGUAAAAAUAUGCUUAAGGGAAGCAUUGCUAACAUUAAUUUGAAGCUGUACCUGUACAAACUUUGCAAUUUUAAGAGCAACUUUAGCAUGUAUAGUAAUUUAAACCGUUUGUUAUUUAGCAAUAAGCUCCAUCUGGAUUUGUAUUAUAGCAUGAGUUAUUAAAUAAAUAUUGCUAUGGCUGACAUGAAAGACAAGUUUCUGCAGUGUUUUAGCAUGUUAAACAUUUAGAAGAGUCACAGUUAUAGCAAGUAUUUGAUAGCAAAUAUUAAUUAGAUUAGCAAGAGGUACAAAAAUCUGCAGAAUUUAUGCAAUUCACACAUUUAGUUAAAUCACACGAAUAACAAAUAUUGUUACUAUCACAGUAUGUUGAAUUUUGUUUAGAGUUAUAGCAUAUAUUGUUAUAAAGAUAAUAACCUGUAAUACAUUAUUUGCAAAUUUACAAUGUUGAAUCACAAGACUUGCAAUUCGUCACAUUACAAUCUUAGCAAACAAAUGUUGUGUUGUCACAAUAUAUGCCAUCUUAUACUCCUUAAAUACAUUAACCAUUAUAUGAAUAAGGAUAGGUAACCAUACAAGUUAAGCAUUAGUUUUUUUAAGUCCCAGAGCAAGUUUAGCAAGUAGAAUAGCAGGGCUAGCAAUUUUAAUAUGUCUAAAGAUCUAUAAUAGUUUAUGUACAAACAGUUUAUGGUGGCUAGGAAGAUAAGCAUGUUUUGCUGA
Molecule: messenger RNA, 882 nt
Organism: Tetrahymena thermophila SB210
Lineage: Eukaryota; Ciliophora; Oligohymenophorea; Hymenostomatida; Tetrahymenidae
Exons: 1
Source: RefSeq, a predicted model, not a curated record